This is a messenger RNA of Adineta ricciae, 1599 nucleotides long. Lineage: Eukaryota; Metazoa; Rotifera; Eurotatoria; Adinetida; Adinetidae. The record is from the annotation of a GenBank genome assembly.
AUGAGUAGUGAACGUGCAUCAGGUAUAUUAUUACACAUCACAAGUUUACCAAGUCCGUACGGUAUCGGCGACUUUGGUCCUGAAGCGUACAAAUUCGUUGACUUUCUACAUGAGACAAACCAAAAACUAUGGCAAAUACUACCAUUAACUCCGACUGAGAAAUGUUCACCCUAUUCUAGUGUAUCAGCAUUUGCUGGCAAUCCAUUGUUGAUUAGUCCUGAUAAAUUAUGUGAUAUGAAAUUAUUGACGAAAGAAGAUUUGAUUCUACCAUCUGCAUAUUCCUUCGAUGAUAAAUAUGUAAAAUUUAAACAUGUAACAGAAUACAAACAUAUGAUUUUGAGAAAAGCAUUUGAAAAUUUCAGCAACAAAAAACGCGCCAAUAUCAUACUGAAAGAAUUUCUUCAAUCCGAACAUGACUGGCUUGAUGAUUAUUCGUUAUACAUGACAAUUAAAGAACGACAAAAUAAAAAAUCCUGGUCAGAAUGGUCACGUGAUCUGAAAUUCCAUCAGAAAGACAAAUUACAACAAGUGCGUGAAACACAACAGAAUACAAUUGCAUAUCAUAUUUUUACUCAAUAUAUAUUUCAUGAACAAUGGACACAUUUAAAAAUCUAUGCAAAUCAAUUAAAUGUUAAACUUAUCGGUGAUAUACCUAUUUAUGUUGAUUAUAAUUCAGCGGAUGUAUGGUCAAAUACAGAGAUAUUUCAAUUAGAUAAUAGUACAUUACUUCCAUCUGUUGUUUCAGGUUAUCCACCGGAUGACUGUAGCACAAAUGGACAAAAUUGGAAUACACCAAUUUAUAAUUGGAAUGAUAGUUUGAAAAAGCCUGCAGUAUUUAAUUGGUGGAUAAAACGUUUAGAAAAAACACUGCAAAUGGUGGAUAUUGUCCGUAUCGAUCAUUUUCGUGGCCUUGAAUCCUAUUGGUCGAUUCCUGUCGACGCCAAUCAUGUUCCCUUGCAACCAAAAGAUGGUCAAUGGGUAAAAGGACCAGGAGCUGAGUUUUUCCAUGCUAUUUUUAACGCAUUAGGAAAAGACUUACCUCUCAUCGUUGAAGAUCUCGGCAAUAUAACGAAAGAAAUCGUUGAGCUACGCGAACAAUUCAAUCUGACGGGCAUUCGAAUCCUGCAAUUUGCCUUUACUUUCCAACCAGACAAUCUUCAUCUUCCGCACAACUAUCCACCGAAUUGCACUGCAUAUACAGGCACGCAUGAUACUCUAACAGUUGUCGGCUGGUGGACACAUCAUGCAUCGAAAGAGGAGAAGAAGAACUUUCUCGAAUAUAUUAAUAUUCCGAUCAUGCACGAUGACGACGAUUAUGAGCAACUGGGUAAUCAAGAUAUUGUUAUAUCUUAUCUAGAUAAACAUAUCAACUGGUAUUUUAUACAAAUGGUUUUGGCAACAGUUGCUAAUCGUACUAUUAUCGAAUUUCAAGAUGUACUCGGCCUAAAUAAUGAUUGCCGAAUGAAUGAUCCAUCAUUGUCAUCAGAUCCUGAUUGUGAUGGUCCGCAAAAUUGGGCAUGGCGAUUCACUUGGACAAUGGUGCGUGACAAAUUUCGAGAAAAAUUGAAAUUCUUCACGAAUAUUUAUAAUCGGAAAUAG